GCGACUUUGUUCAGAUCUGCGUUGACUUUAAUCAGACACUGCGUGAUUGAUUGGUAGCUCAUGGAGGGUGUUCAGAAUAAGGGGGAGGUUAUCCUUGAACGUAAAACUUGUCACGUGAUGUCAACAAAAUGGAUUGGGGCUGACAGGCACAACUUGAAUUGACUAGGCUAAGUAUACAGGUUGUAUCUCCAUUUCUAGACAACUCAUUAAAUACAGAGAGAGACUGCAGUAAAGUGUGACCUGGAGAGAUGUCUGGUGAGUAUGAGAGACUGGUAGAGACGUCAGUGACCCCCAGCCCCCCAAGGGACGGGGGUGAGGCUCAGCAGGAGACCCAAAGCCCUCCCCAGGGGACCCAAAGCCCUCCCCAGGAGAAGACAGGGAGCAGUGUCAACAUGGAUCUAAACACUGAAGAGUCACCUUCACAGGGACAACCCCUCAGGAACCCCGCGGCUGUGAUAAGGACAGACGGAUAUGUGGAGCUGCUGAGAGGGAGGGUGCCUUGUCCCACCUGUCGAGGGGCGGGAUCUAUACCUAAAGAGCAAGAAAACCAGCUGGUGGCCCUGAUUCCUGUCCAAGAUGACAGACUGAAGCCCAGACGGACGUGUCUGUGGGUUUCCCUGGCUAUCAUCGGCUGUCUUCUAACUGCAGGACUACUGAUAUUUUUUAUGUUUCCAAGAGAUGUUAAAAUCAGCAACAAUGUUAAACUUCUCCUGCCAAAAAAUCUAACCAUUGAUCUCAAACAUGAGGCGGUCAAUUUCAUUGUUGAGAAUCCCUUCAAUAUUACAAACUCUAAUUAUUUUCCUGUGAAAAUAUCAUCGGCCACAAUGUCGGUGGUGUUUGCAGAGAAAGUGCUGAACACAACUACUCUGUCCAUGGAUAAGACUGUCCAAGUCCGCUCUCACAACUCCUUCUCAAUUCCUAUAGGUAUAGCCUUCAACAAACAGAAUGGACUGGCCCAGUUAGUCCAUGAUUGUGCAGAACCGUACCCAUUCUAUCACAGACGAGUCAUGUCCUUUUCGGUCACUGCCAGUUAUAACUUCCUGGGUCGGGAUGAGGAAGCAUCAUUAAACAUGUACACCCAAGUCAGUUGUGGGAAUGAUACACUGCGAGUGCCGUGAGACCGUGUUGUCUACAAUAAGACUGCUCCUGCCUCUGUCGUCAGGAAGUGCCAUUCUGGUUACUAAUUUCAGGGCAUUGUCUUCUUUUUGUGUUUUUAAAUUUCAUUUUCAAGUUUAUUUUGCAGUAAUGUUAUUUUUAUAAGAACAAGGAUAUGGAUUAAUUUGUAAUCAUGUAAUUGUCACAUUUACGUCCAGUAUAUGUGACACACAUGUAUUGUAAUGCAAAUAUUUUUAGCCUGUGAUAUGGUUCUUGUAAUGUAAUGUAACAAUGUAAUACGCAACAAAGUAAUACCACAUGUAUUUGUGAUUUGUGAUAUUAUACCUCGUGUCAAGAUGUGUUCACUAGUCCACACUUAACUGUCCCUAUCAGAUCUGUAAGUAUUGUACCAGCCAGCUCAUAUUUCCUAGUGAGAUAUUUUACUGUAGAAAGGUUUACUUACAUAUGCUUGUAGGAAAUUUAGUGAAUUCAUGGCUUCUUUUACUGUGCUUUGUAUAUAGAACUGUUUUAAUUCUUGUUGCACAGUGGUAUAUAGAUAUACUGCUGUAAUCUUGUUAAUGUGAGAUUACAGGGGCAGGUUGAUCAAGUUUUUGUGCUGGCAUUGACAUGUAGGGCUUAACUAUUUCACUUCGAUUCAACUGAUCUGUUUUAAUUUCAGUAAUUAUAACUGAAAGUGGCAUGGGAUACCUCCAUAAAAUAAACAAUAAAAUCAAGCAUCUUCCUCAACAAAAAUUGUUACCAGCUUAUCGCAAUACUUUAGAGUGUUAACUGCUAUUAGGCUGUAAGUCAUGAGUUUGAAUCACACUGGUGCUUAUAAAUUUUACCUUACCGAAAAAAUAUAUUAAAACAUAUUUUUUGGUCAAUUGUGGUAAAAUUUGAAAAUUCUAAAAUGGUAAAAGUACAAUAUAUUUUUAUUAUAAUGUACUUUUAUCCACAAUAAUAUCCACGGGUGUCCAGUACCACCUUAAACUUUAUUUUGACAAAUCAUCAUGUGUAGAUCUCGAAGGGAAUGGGUUCCCUUUGGAAAAUUUAAAUUUAUUAAAUUU
Magallana angulata is the source of this 2162-nucleotide messenger RNA. RefSeq names its product transmembrane protein 106B-like. The transcript is spliced from 8 exons. The record is from RefSeq and is a predicted model, not a curated record. NCBI's taxonomy places the organism in Eukaryota, Metazoa, Mollusca, Bivalvia, Ostreida, Ostreidae. Bases 249 to 1118 code for a protein of 289 amino acids.